This is a messenger RNA of Spirometra erinaceieuropaei, 3183 nucleotides long. The record is from the annotation of a GenBank genome assembly. Lineage: Eukaryota; Metazoa; Platyhelminthes; Cestoda; Diphyllobothriidea; Diphyllobothriidae.
AUGAAUAAUGCCAUUGCUCGUCCGGCGCCGUAUCAAACAAUCCAGUUGUGCGAAGUUAGGCCGAGGCAAAAAGACCCGCAGUCUCGUCCCGGUAUUUUUGAGGCGGAUGCGGUCUGGAAGCCAGAGAAUAAGACUUACAGUCCCGGAAUUUCAGGGUAAUCCUGGGUCUUACCUCUUAAAUUCCUGUAGAUUGCAUGACGAAAUCAUCGAUUUUGUCACGUACAUAUCCCCGACGCCGGAGGAGCACUGGGUGAGGGAGAUCGUUGUCGCGAAAGUGAAGAAUAUAGUUUACCGAUUAUGGCCCGAGUGUCAUGUACGUUUUUCUGUUUUCUGACCCGACCAUUUUAGAUUGAUGUCUUUGGGAGUUACAAGACGGGACUGUACCUUCCAACGAGGUAACUUUUCACUCGCUUUUGACACCCUUUAGCGACAUCGAUAUGGUCAUUUUUGGAAAGUGGGAGGCCCUACCUCUCCGAACUCUUGAAAAUGCCCUCCGUAUGAGCGGCGUGGCCUCGGAUAUACGGGUCCUUUCGAGGGCCACUGUCCCCAUUGUUAAAUUGACGGACGUUGACACUGGUUUGCACGUUGACAUCAGCUUCAACAUGAUCAACAGCGUCCGUGCCGCAGAUAUGAUACGCGAUUACCUAGGCGUCUAUCCUUGCUUGCAGCACCUCGUUUUUGUUCUGAAGCAAUUUCUUCUACAGCGGGAUUUAAACGAAGUUUGGACUGGUGGAAUAAGCUCUUACGCCCUGAUUCUGAUGACCAUCAGUUUUCUUCAGGUAACCUUGCAAUGAAUAUGCGUUCUCAGUGCUGUCGCCGCAUUGCCGUAAAAGUGGUUUAGCCGAUGUUCUUGUAUCUUAUUCCGUCCCAGAAUUCCGUACCCAAACGCACUGAGAUCGAGGAUUUGAACCUGGGGACGCUGUUAAUUGAAGUAUUCGAACUUUACGGUUCGAAGUUCAACUACAUGACUACUGCUAUUCGAGUCCGCGACGGUGGGGCUUACAUUCGGAAGGAAGAAGUACAAAAGAACAUGGAGCCUGGAUCCGCUGCGUCGAUUCUUUGUAUCGAGGAUCCUCUUUGCCCCGGUAAGUCAAUCAGCCAGUGCAAGCACAUUGUUACUGUUCGUUUUCAACUUACCCUAUGGACUGUUGUAAUAAUUAACCUGCAGGUAAUGAUGUUGGGCGUCGCUCAUAUGGUGCACUUCAAGUGAAGAAAGCUUUUGGGUACGCCUUCACCGUACUAAAAAGUGCAGUUCUUUCCCAGACUGCGUCUACUGGAAGUCAUGGCGACUCAAUCCUCGCUCGCAUAAUUCGAAUAUCCCACGUAAGUCUGGUCAAAGCCACUUAAAAUCUUCAGUAGUAUUUCGUUCGGCUGUCAAAAGGUCUAACGCUCAUGUUGUUGGGUUUUAGACGACUGAAGAAAGUCGCAUGCGUGUGCGGAUACACGCCCAGCACCUUUAUUCCAUCCUGCCAUACAUUAUUGUCCCAUUCGCUCAUUCGGCAAAAGCUAGUCACCAGCCAAUCUCACAACCUGGGUCAAAUGCGGCCGUCAGUGUGUCCAUUGCCUCUUCCCAAAGUAGCGGGUCUGUUUUAUGUCCUCCCAGUGAUCAGACAAGUUCCUCGACUUCAACUAAGGAUCGCAUCGUUGUCUCCGCGCGCGGUUUCGCCAGUCAACCACCGCUUCUAAGGACACCUUGUUCGAAGGACGUGCUGAGGCUUUCUAACCCGAUAUCCCCUUAUUUAUUCCCUCAACCUACGGUAGUGUACGACCCCAACACAAGGCCUUCCCUGGUCCCCCUUCCUACUCCUCUUCCCCCAACACCGAGUGUCGAACCUCCUGUGUUUAUUUUAUGGCCCCCUGCCUUCCCUCCGAUGCAAGGCCAUGCAUUCCCUUUGUAUAACACUCAACCUGUCCCACAGGAUUCUGAAUCUGCCAUGUCUUCCAAAACAUCUGAAGUUAGUUCGGAUGAUAACUCUGUUCAGGAUGUCUCAAGCGCGGUGAGCAGUUCGUGUCAAGUGCAAAAAGAACACGACGCUGGGAGUUCUGAGGAUCGCCAAAAAACUAGUGAUAUCCAACAACAAUCGGCUGACCGGAACAAGUAAGGCUCUAUGCUGCAGUAUUUUGUUUUUCGCUCAAAGUAACUUACGCAUUUACACAUAAGUUUUGAUUUCUUGAAUUCUGUUUGCUCAUGAUUGUCAUUGGUCAGGCCACAAAGUUCAUGAACAGACAACGCUGCGACUAUCCCUAGUGUGCUUUCGGCAUAAACAUGUUAUUAUUCUUUUUUAAGCUCGCCAUCUCAUUGAGUUUGGUAUUUAGUGAAGUUUUACUGUUUCACCAGUCUCACGUGUUUGGUAGAGCUCGCGUCCCACAAAUUUUCCAGUCCUGUUUAGUUCUGUUCUGACUUGGCAUUGACCGACGUGUGUCUAAGCACAUUUUCCUCAUCACAGAAGUUCCAGAUCCUCGUCGGUCGCCACCAAUUGUGCAGGCCUUGAGCACCGUCUUGCCCCCUUACGCUUGGUUUCGUCUGAGCAGAACAUGUCCUGCAGCGACACCAAUUCUACCAGCCACGAGGACUCGGUAGAUCAGUCUACCUCUCCGACAUUUGCCGACUCAGCCUCUGCCAGCAACGACGAGUCCUGUGAUACCUCUUACCCCACAAGGGCUGAAGAACGCAAGAAGUCCGGGCCCAACUCGAAUCUUGGAUCUAAGGCCAGAUGUCCACGCCGACGUCGCCGUCCUUUAAGACGAGGAAAUAAUGCAUGCACACCUGGUACCGAAGACUCCGAAGCUCUUGAGGAGCAGUCGAGUGGAACCGCUGACAUGGAUUCUCAGUUCACUGGUUGUAGCCUGAAGCGGAAAUGUUCGCAGUUGCGAUGCCCAACUGCCGGCGGACGGCUCGGACAAAAUACGUCCAACAGCACCUUACCGGUGGGCGAAAAGCAGUCUCCAGAGUCCGGCCAGCAGCAGCGAGGCGGGAACGCUUGGUUCCCCGCCAAGUCUUCAGUACGAACCAGUUCUAGUUCCCCCGCCAAGAGCGACGACCACAGUGCAAGUCUUGGGCGAAACCGUCCUAAAAAGAGCGAGCAGUGCGCUCCUUCAAAUUCCUCAAAGGAAAAGUUUGUCUCGGCAAAUGUUUCUGCCCCUCCAGCUCUGAAAAGGCUGGCUACCGGCAGACCGCGCUGA